CUUCUUUCUCAUAACCGUGGAUUAAUUCAAUAUCAUGAAAACGGGUAUAGUAUAUUUAAGCUCGACGACUUUCCCCCCUCGAAUUCUCCAACUGUGUGCUGGUCACCGUUCAAUACCUCCUACUUAUCAUCAACAUCAACCCCGAAUCAUCUCAACCUAUGCCAACGAACAUGCGCACUAUCGCCUUAGCUGCCUUUCUCGCAUCGGCCACUAUCAUGGCUUCUGCCCUGCCCACCGAUGGGCAGAUGCAUCAGGCUCGAGCAGCGGUUGUCAAGAUGCGUCAGCAGCCCGCUCCUAAUUCAACAGAGACGACUACGACGGCUUCAACUACACCUACGUCUACGAGUGAUAGUGCUUCAUGUGGUGUCAGUGAUAUCUUUGAUUGUGUCAAAGGACUGGAGAAAACAGUCACAUCAUGCGCGACUGCAGCCUCUGAUUGGGGAGCGGAUAUUUCCAAGGAUAAGCAAUGUCUCGAGGAUGCAGAAAGUGACAUCAAGUCUUUGCCUUCUCAAUGCCUCGGAUGCGUGAAAAAGUACCUGUAGUCUUCCUACUACCCCGUACAUUUCUUCAACCUUUGUUGUCCUCGAGUUCUUUGCAGCUUCCAAAUUAAGCACUUGUUGAUCAAGCUGGGGCACCAAUCUGAAUCUGUCAGACUGUCCCUGAUUCGUUCAGAGUCGUCUGAUACCCUACAACUUGACAUCUUCCAUUCUUCUCCCUCCUCAUAAGACGUUACAUUCAAUUCAACAAAUUAACGUUUGUAGGUUUGAUACGCAAGUAUGCCUGCUGUCUGUCUUUCUGUCGUUGGUCCAAGGGCUGGAGUAAAUUCAUU
This is a messenger RNA of Lentinula edodes (shiitake mushroom), 829 nucleotides long. RefSeq lists its product as uncharacterized. The record is from RefSeq and is a predicted model, not a curated record. The transcript has 5 exons. Bases 159 to 542 code for a protein of 127 amino acids. Lineage: Eukaryota; Fungi; Basidiomycota; Agaricomycetes; Agaricales; Omphalotaceae.